UGUGCAUGUGGCAUUGAUUUAAAACAACUGUCUCGCUUGAAACAUUCUAUACAAAAUCAUUCAUCGCGUUUUAUUCAUUCAAAACGAGCUAGCUAGUCACUCCUUUGAGUUUUGUUUCACUUCCACCACCAACAAUGGCUGAAAAGCCGAGUUCAGAAGCUGAAAGCAGUAGAACCAAGUCCUCAUCUUCUUUACCAGCUCCAUUUUCAUCUGGGUCAACUAGGUAUCUGCACGACUUGGUCUCAAAGCACUCGUCCAACGAACCAACAACACAGAACCUGGAACAGAAGAGACUUCCAAAGAGAACAAGAGAUAGUAGUGAUAGUGAUUCUAAUAAACACCACCCAGUUUACAGAGGAGUUCGUAUGCGUAGUUGGGGCAAAUGGGUGUCCGAAAUUCGCCAACCUCGCAAGAAAUCACGUAUAUGGCUUGGUACUUACGCUACUCCAGAAAUGGCUGCCAGAGCCCACGAUGUCGCCUCCUUGAGUAUCAAAGGCAACUCGGCGGUCCUCAACUUCCCUGAACUCAGUAAGUCAUUGCCUCGCCCGGCUUCACUUUCUCCACGUGACGUCCAAGCUGCAGCAGCUAAAGCCGCAGCAAUGAAGGAUUUACAUGACUACUCUAAUUCACUGAGUACUUCACCCUUGUCAACGAGCUCAACUGAGGAACUGGGUGAGAUAACCGAGUUGCCGAGUUUAGAAGGGAGCGUUGACUCGUGGUGGGUGCCGGAAACUGAUUUUUGUCGGUAUUUAUCUAGUCAGAUUCCGGCUGAAAGUCUUCUUCCGACCAGCUUUGAGACACUGAUAUGGGAUUGUUAG
Molecule: messenger RNA, 818 nt
Organism: Ilex paraguariensis (yerba mate)
Lineage: Eukaryota; Viridiplantae; Streptophyta; Magnoliopsida; Aquifoliales; Aquifoliaceae
Source: the annotation of a GenBank genome assembly